Molecule: messenger RNA, 786 nt
Organism: Suillus fuscotomentosus
Lineage: Eukaryota; Fungi; Basidiomycota; Agaricomycetes; Boletales; Suillaceae
Exons: 3
Source: RefSeq, a predicted model, not a curated record
GAGGCACAGAAGGUGUUACAAAGAAUUGCUCAGGAGCAACGACGAUCAAAGGAAGCUGCGUUAAAUGACGCUGUGAAGUCUCUUGCCACAACAUAUGCAGAGAUGAUCGAGAAGCUAGUGGAUGAGCAUAGUGUCACUACAGAGAAGGUAAAGCUACUCCUGGGUUGCGAGACACUCUACAAGAACAAGCGGGGGCCUACCUUGCACAACGCAAUUGUCCAUGUGAAGGCUCUUGAGUUGAAUGAAGGGCGUCCGAUGGGAGCAAAAUACACACUAGUGGAUAUACGCAACAUUAUCGAGGAUGAUCCAUCAAUCAAGCACCUCUCCCAACAGGAGAAAAAAGAUUACAUUUUGAAACUCAAGGAACACCGCACGCAACAACGCCUGAGUGUGCGUGCUACCAACUCGGCUGCUUCAAAAGAUGCACAGGUAACCCUGAACAAAGUGUUCAAGGAGCUUGAGGCUUUGGCCCUCCGCACUGGAAUGUAUGCGUGUUUGUUUGCGACACGUGGUUACGUCUAUGACACAAACCAAGCCACGUGGUUUGGAACUGACAACAUGAUGGACUUCUGGGAGGAUGUUCUCUCACUGCAACCUGACUACAUCACCAAGCAGCUAGAAUUGUGGGGGUGCAAUCAAAACAAAAGUAUUUUUUCAUCUUUUUCAUGUCCUGGUGGUCUGACAUCUCUUUUAGACAUCGAUGAGCGUGAUUCGGUGGAGAAUAUGCAGAGGCAGUCUAAACGUUUACUUGAGUCGGGCUUCAGUGAGUGUUUCCUAAUGAUUUAA